Mesorhabditis spiculigera is the source of this 1278-nucleotide messenger RNA. The record is from the annotation of a GenBank genome assembly. Lineage: Eukaryota; Metazoa; Nematoda; Chromadorea; Rhabditida; Rhabditidae.
AUGUCGCCCAACUACGUGGUGCGAUGGUCAACAGGGGUGACUCCGCAUUUUGUCCUGACAUCCGGGUGGCAAAGAAGCACCGAGCCCUGUGUGAUUUCCCAUUUGCUACUCGCCGCCCUCGUGAUGGACGACUUGCCGGCUUCCGGCAGCGCCCGAUCGCCUUCAGCCCCGCAAUGGCCGCCGCUGAACCCUCGUCUCCUGCCGAAAGUUCAACGUCCGUGCGGACGCGACGAGAAGCCGCCCAUGCUCGCCAACAACAGCCUAUUCAUCAAGCGCUUCAGCAUUAAGGGCAUGAUCGGCCAGGGCGGCUACGGUCAAAUCUACCAGGCCCGCGACACGGUCACCAAGCAAGAUGUGGCGAUCAAGAUCGAGCCGAAGGUGCGCCGCGAGCGUGUCGCCAAGCGCAUGAUGCUCGAGCAGCGGGUCCUCAUCGAGCUGAAGGGCAAGCCGCAUGCGCCGUACCUGAUCGCCUCCGGACACCAGGAGCAGAUCAAUUACUUUGUGCUGCAGUUGCUCUCCGUGAACCUGAGCGACCUGAAGAAAAUGUCGCCGCACAAGCGCCUCUCCAAAUCCACCGUCGGCCGCAUCAUGGAGCAGGGCAUUUCGGCGUUACGCGAGAUCCAUCGCGCUGGAUAUGUGCACAGAGAUGUGAAGCCGGGCAACAUCUGUUUCGGCGUCACGCCGGCCUCCCAACGGCGCCUCAUCCUGCUCGACUUUGGCCUCGUGCGCCGCUACCUGAAUGAAGACGGCACGUUGCGGACGCCGCGCGAGAACUGCGGAUUCCGUGGCACCGUUCGCUAUGUCUCGGUUCGCGUGCACAAACAUAUGGAACAGGCGCCCUGUGACGAUCUCGUCUCGAUGUUCUACACCGGACUCGAGCUGCUGCUCUCCGACCUGCCGUGGAAAACGAAGAAGCACACGCGUGAGAUCAAGCGCAUGAAAGAAGAGAUCGGCAAGAUCGACUUUGUCCAAUUCCAGGAGGCCAUUGGCGACGUGUUCACGGACUUUGGGCGGAUGAUCUACUUGCUGCAGGGCGACGACGAGCCCGAUUACGACCUGCUGAUUCGCGCGCUGCACGACAUGCGCAAGCCGCAUCGGCUCUACGACCCGUACGACUGGGAUAACGGAUGGGUCGAUGUGGAGGAAUGGGCGCCGGGAGCUGCCCCCACCGCUGCACAUCCCCCGGUUCCUGCGCGAAGCUCCAGGGCUCGCAUCGACUCGGCCAAGGCAGCGAGCUCUCCACCGAUCGGUUCUCGCGUCGUCUCGGCCCUCGCCGGU